Scylla paramamosain (green mud crab) is the source of this 2735-nucleotide messenger RNA. It is a transcript of the gene CNMaR, whose product is annotated as growth hormone secretagogue receptor type 1-like. Gene Ontology annotation, biological process: G protein-coupled receptor signaling pathway. The record is from RefSeq and is a predicted model, not a curated record. Gene Ontology annotation, molecular function: G protein-coupled receptor activity. The transcript has 3 exons. Gene Ontology annotation, cellular component: plasma membrane. Lineage: Eukaryota; Metazoa; Arthropoda; Malacostraca; Decapoda; Portunidae. The coding region runs from base 1 to 1377 and encodes 458 amino acids.
AUGGAGGCUGAGGAGGUGGUGGGGGUGGUGGAGGAGGUAGUGGGGAACCUGAGCCUAGCCAGAGAUGAAGUGACGAGGAACCUCAGCCUGGGGGAGGGCGCAGGGCUGCGGGCCGUGGACGUGGUGCAGGCAUGGGUGACGCCCGCCCUGGUGACGGUGGGCGUGACGGGCAAUGUGGCCAGCGUGCUGGUGCUGAGCUCGCCCAAGCUGCGGGCACUCAGCUCCUCGUGCUACCUGUCGGCGCUGGCCGCCUCGGACACGGGCUUCCUGGCGGCACUGCUGCUGUCGUGGCUGACGCUGGUUGGGCACGACCUGUACGGGCGGCCCGGCUGGUGCCAGGGCAUCGUGUACGCCACCUACGUGACCACCUUCCUCAGCGUGUGGCUGGUGGUGGCCUUCACCGUGGAGAGAUUCGUGGCGGUGUGCUACCCGCUGCUGCGUCACGCGGUGUGCACCGUGCGCCGCGCCCGCAUGGUGGUGUUGUGCCUGGUGCUUACCGCCCUGGCACUCUAUUCAUACCUACUGGUGGUGGCGGCACCCGUACCACACCAGGGCGCUGCGGGCGGCAUGCGGUGCCAGGUGCGCCCGGCCUACCUGGGCGUGGCGGGCGCCAUGAACCACCUGGACACGGUGCUGGCACUACUGCUGCCCGUGCUCACCAUCGUCACACUCAACGUGCAGAUCGCGCGCUGCGUGUGGCGUGUGGAGCGACUUCGCUCGUCUAUGACUCAGCAGGGCUGUGGUGACGGGCCCGACGCCGCCUCGGGGCCUGAGCAGCGGGCCAGGCAGGGACAGGGGCCUGGCCCUCGCCGCGGCCAGCACAAGGUCACCAAGAUGCUGCUGGUCAUCUCAACAGUCUUCAUCUCCCUCAACCUACCCUCCUACUGCAUGAGGGCGUAUGUCUUCUUCUGGUGCGGCAACGACAACGCGUGUGACAACUCCCCAACUACCUACACCCUUCAGCAAACCUUCACCCUUCUCUUCUACACCAACUUCGCCGUCAACUUCCUCCUGUACUGUGUCACGGGGCAAAACUUCCGGCGCGCGGUGGCUGCCUCCUGCUGCUCCUUCGUCACCGCCUCCACCAGCAGGGGCCGCCGCCGCCGCCGCCACCACAGCAGCCGCCACGACCCCCUUCGUCAAUACAGCAACAGCACGAGCCAGCGCAGAUCUUUCCACACCAUUGGGACCUCACGCAAGAAUUCAGGCGGCGUGAUCAUCAACCUCAAGCUAUGGGACCCGCCUCAGCCCGCCUCGCCCGUCCAGCACAACCCCGCUCACGCCCUCAGAACCCCGCCCACCAAGGAGCCGCCCCCCGCCUCCAACGGACUUACGGGCGUGACGCAGCUGGGAGAUGAAAAGGAGGACUAUUUCUGAGUUAGUCGUAAAUCAAACUGAACACCGAAUUCUGAAAUACUUCUGCGCCGGAUCUCCACUACUUUCCAAAGGCUCUAGUUGAGGUGACGCAGUCUUUUUAAGGGUGUUUUUUACGGUUUUGGUGAAAGAUUAACUAGAUUUCUACAUUAACAUCUAAAGAAACACUCUUGAGAACCCGGCUAGUCAUAUCUGUGGCCUUGGAAACUGUACGUGCUGAAAGAGCUAAGCGUUUCUGAAUACGGCCCUAUGUACGAUGUUUUCGGAUGAUUGUACGAUAGUGGUGAUUACCGUACGCUCCACCACCACCACCACUACCAAAAAACAAAAUACUUUCUCUUAUUGUCGUACUCCACAACACACUGUACUUAGUGUUUGUAUAUCGAUGCAUAUCCUGAAUCAUGUUUGUAUAUACGUAGAGAGAGACUGGUUAAAAAUGGGAACUGUACAAAUGCAUAGAUAGAAUGAUAGCAGCAUAUUUAUAUACACUGGUUGAAGCAGAUAAGUGACAGAUAGAUGGAUACGUAAACAUGGAUUGAUGAAGAGAUAAAUUAACAGGUAAACAGGUAAUUAACAGGUAAACGGAUUAGAAUUAUAAUGAAAAAUAGACAGAUAAAUUUAUGCGUAGGCAGACAGAAGUAGAUAGACAGAUAGAUAGAUAGUAGAUAAGUAAAUAGACAGUUACAGAUAGAUAGAUACAUGGAAGAUAAUAAACAAUAAAGAAAUAAAGAAAUAAAGAUGAGAUAGAUAGGUGGAUAGAUACAAAUAGAUAGACAUACAUAUAGAUAAACAGAUAAACAGACAGACAGCAAAGAGAUAUACAGAUAACAAAGUAGGCAGCCAACUAGGUAGGUAGAUAGAUUCAUAGAUAGAUGGAUUGAUUAACAGAUGAUGAGAUAGACAGACAGAUCGAUAAAGUGAUUCAAGCAAACACAAUUACGAGCUGGCAGGCGGGUCGGCAAAUACACAAAAAAAAAUACACGUUAAUUAAAAAUAGUAAACAAAUAAACAACCACGCUAUCGAAAAUUAAUACAAAUUAUUGAUAUUUUGUCACGCUGUCAUGUGGCUGCGUUUUGUAUGUAUGUAUGUAUGUAUGUAUGUAUGUAUGUAUGUAUGUAUGUAUGUAUGUAUGUAUGUAUGUAUGUAAAUAGGUAUAUGUGUAAUAACGCUCUAUGUAUUUAUGUAUUUAUGUAUGUAUGUAUGUGUAGAUAAAUUUCUAUGUACAUUUUACCUGUCCAUAAGUGUAGUACGGUAUUAUGUACGUAUGCCAUGUAUGUAUGUAUGUAUGUAUGUAUGUAUGUUUGCAUGUAUGUACACACGCUUUUAUUAUCAUUACGUACACACACAGUUUUGAUUUAUA